Callorhinchus milii (elephant shark) is the source of this 7097-nucleotide messenger RNA. Its product is annotated as matrin-3. Lineage: Eukaryota; Metazoa; Chordata; Chondrichthyes; Chimaeriformes; Callorhinchidae. Gene Ontology annotation, cellular component: nucleus. The transcript is spliced from 15 exons. Gene Ontology annotation, biological process: regulation of RNA splicing. Gene Ontology annotation, molecular function: mRNA binding; zinc ion binding. The coding region runs from base 230 to 3190 and encodes 986 amino acids. The record is from RefSeq and is a predicted model, not a curated record.
GGCGGGAGCGCGCGGUGCACUCUGGGAUGUUUUUCGGCCUGUCUCGGGACGGACUGCCUCGGGAGCCUGGCAAAAUUCUUGGAGAAAUUACAUCCCUGUAGUUUAUGAAAUCGACCAUCUUUUUGACCAAGUUAGAGAGUGAAACAGCAUUUAGGAGUUCCUCCUGCUAAUCACGAAAGAACUUCUAUCCUGCUCUUAACAGUGUUGGAGUAGACACUCUUGUGGCAAAAUGUCAAGUUUUGGCAGAGUCCUGGGUGAUCAAGGUCGUGCUAAGAGGAAGAGUCGUUUUCAUGAUGCAGAUGCUGGAAUUCUUGCUGCAGGUUCAUCUCUGAAUAUUCAAGCAGCUCUUGGGAAAUUAUGCCAGAAUCCACAGUUGACUGGCUUAAUAAAUAUUGGAAGGGGGCAGAGUUUUGGCCCACAAGGUACAGGACAGGGCCAGAGCUUUGGCUUGCAUGGUGCAGGUCAGGGUCAGAACUUUGGCUUACAAGGUGCAGGACAGGGGCACAACUUCAGCCUACAAGGUGGGGGGCAUGGCCAGAAUCUUGGCCUACAAGGCAGUGGACAGAACUUUGGGCCACAUGGUACGGGACAGGGUCAGAACUUUGGCCUACAAGGUCAAAGAUCUCAAGGUCUGAUGUCUUCAGCCGGUGGGCCCUCUCGAUACAGCAACACUCCUAGCAGUAGUUUGCCUUCUUUGUUUGGAUGUAGAAGUCAAAAUCAACCAUCUCAAGCUGUUCAGAAACAGAUAGAUGCAGAGAGGGCCAGUAAUAUUUUAGCUACCUUUGGCCUUUCAUCCAGGGACUUGGAUGAAUUGAGCCGGUAUCCUGAGGAGAAACUUACACCUGAGUGCUUACCAGAAACUCUUAUGCAGAUUAAAAGGAGAAGAAACGAAGAAGGAAAGUCCUUGAAAUAUGGUAGAGAUGACUGUUCUCCACGGCAAGACGGUUCGUACAGGCCCUCCCAUGAUGACUGGGAGGAAGAAAGACAUUUUAGAAAAAGAAGUUAUGAAAGUCAUGACUCUGGUCUUGACCCAGUGGUUGACUAUGGCCACGGUCGUCCUUCUCGAGAGUCUAGAUACGACCGAAAGGACUAUGAGCGUGAACGAUUAAGAGGCUAUGAUGACUUUUAUAGAGAGGAAAUGCAUCUUUCUGAAUCCCCACACAAUUUUGGUAAAUUUGAUUCUGAUUAUGGAAGAGUCUCCCGUCUUCCCUCUCCUCCUCGUGCACAUGAAAGAUCUCUCUUUGAGAGAAAACGAGGAUCUCCUUCACAGAGCAACAUGAACGAUUACCAUGGUUUCUUGCCAAAAAUCUUCCCUCACUUGUGCUCGCUGUGUGAUCUAGCAGUUCAUUCUGUACAGGAGUGGAACCAACACAAGAAUGCUACAACACACAGACGACUUUGCCAGCUACUUGUGGAAAUAUACCCAGAAUGGAACCCAGAUGCUUUUCCAACUCAAGGGUCCGAUUCACUUGUUUUACAAUCAACAAACUUGGCUCCAGGCAUUCUUGGUGCCCCACCACCUGGACCCCUUAUUCCAAACAGAAGAAUGAUGGGAGGAGUGGAUUCUCAUGCGGCUUUAGGUCCAAAUAGAAAAAGUCCUAUGGCUAACAAGCAAGGGAACAACAUUUACAGACCAAAGCAGCCAGUCAGAAUGGGUGCCAACGAUGAACUUGGACGAGUCGUUCACAUCAGCCAGUUGCCACGAGUUAGAUGUACAAAUAUUGAUCUGAUCAAGCUGGCCGAGCCUUUUGGAAAUGUUACUAAUUCCUUGGUGGUAAAGACAAAGAGUGAGGCAUUUAUAGAGCUGGCCUAUACUGAAGCAGCUCAGGCCAUGGUCAAAUAUUAUCGAAAUAAACCUGCUUUUCUUCGAGGCAGUGUCGUCAGAGUGGACCUGUCCCAGAAAUAUAAGAAGAUGACUAUAAAGGGUCAAGAAAGUGAAGAGAACAGCCGGGUGGUUCAUAUUAGCAACUUGCCUUCUGUUGGUUACUCUGAUGCAGAAAUUGUGAGCCUUGGUAUGCCCUUUGGAAGAGUGACUAAUUACCUGCUUAUGAGAGUUAAAAAUCAGGUUUUUCUAGAAAUGGAAUCUCACCAAGCUGGGAUGACAAUGGUUGAAAAAUUCAAGAAAAUGCCGUUACUGUUCCAUGGCAGGGAACUGAAAGUGUAUUUAUCUCAAAAAUACAAGAAUCUUGUAUUGAGGAAACAAGGCAAAGAUGUUGCCGAACUGAUGAAGAACAAAGAUCAGGAUGACAGCUUUUCACUUGGAAGCAACAGGAAAAGAGGUCGUUCUGAUAGCCCUUCCUCUAAAGGAGUACGAUCUCCCAGCCUUAAGAGAAAGGCUCAAGACAAACCUAAGACGUCUACUGGGUCUGACCAGGAAAAAGUACAACUAGACUCCCCUGAAGAGGGCAAAGAUCCAAAACAUACAGAAGGAGAGGAUCCUGGAGAAAUCAAGAAAGUGCAGGAAGAGCCCCUCCCAGAUAUAGAGAGCUAUGCGCAACUCAGUGAAGCGGAAGAAGAACUGCUCUUGGCAUAUACAGAAUCAGUAAAGGACGAGGCUGAAACUGCCGACGCAGAGGGAGUUAUGGAGACUGAAGCAGAGGCAGAAACUGGGUUUUCCAACAAAUCCGAAUCAAAGGAAGAGGUGGGCGAUGCACAACCAAAUCCACAACUCACAGAAAAACCAACCCAGAAGGAUGUGUGGUGCCCAAAAUAUACUGAGGAGUACUUUUCUCUGGAUGAGGCUGAUGAUGUGGCUCAGAAAAGAAAAACAGAUACUAAUGACAAGAGAGAUGAACAAGAUAUCAAAAAGCAAAGUCCUGAUGGAAAAGAAAACUCUGAAGCUGAAAUAAAACAAGAUCAGGAUGUGAAAUCAACCAGCCACUCAGCAUGUGUUGAGCCAGUAAGCGACGAUGCUGAGUCUCUCUCUCCUCUUCCUGAAGAAUACAGACUUGGCCCAUAUCGGCCCAAUAAUCCUGUAGGGUUGGAUUAUGUGGUUCAGAAAACUGGCUACUACUGCAAACUGUGCCGUCUCUUCUACACAACUGAGGAAGUAGCAAAGCAAGCUCACUGUAGCAGCAUGAACCAUUACCAGAAACUGAAGAAAAUGUUAGCUAAGCAUGCUGCAGACUACCGGGAGAAAAGGGCAUUUGCAAAGGAUUCUGAAAUGACUGAAGAACUUUGCAACAAAUGAGAAGAAUAACCUGUAUUUAUGCAAGACUCGCACAUUAUUCAACACAGACCAACAAUCUGGACAGAUACUGUCUUCUUGUAUAAUGAGAUAUGUACAAAAAGCCAUUAGACAAGAAUUGUGUUCUAAUGCUUAAAGUUGCUAAUUUCUCUAAGGAAAUUAGUGUUUUGCAGCUUGGUGAAAUGCCAAGAUCCUAAUGCUUAUUUUCUGGUUUUGAAGCAUCAAUUGCUGGAACUGUAUCUACCACCAGAUAUACUUGAUUCCAAAGUUUCAAAGUUCCUUUUGCCAAAAAUGUAGAGCGCUGUCACAAACAUCACCUCUUGCUAUGAGUUCAGUUCCACACUUUGAUUGAUUUGUUGAUUGAUUUAUUUCUGUCCACCAGAACAGUGUUGGUGCUUUCAACGUUAGCAUUGUGAGAUUUCAAAGCUGAUUUGGGGGGAUUUGUUACAAUUCUUUUAACAGUAGCUCUGGGUAUCAAACCUAAUCUGUAGUCUUGAAUCUUAAAUGCAACAAAUUCCUGUGUGUAGAAUCCAAGCUUUUAUUAAUUUCCGACUAUUGAUACUUUUUGUUGAAGUCACACAUGAGAGAAAUGUUCCUGUCAUUUAAAUGCUUCUGAUGUUGACAAAAAAGGCCCUUUGAAACAAAAUCAAUUUAAAAGAGAAAAUGAGUGUUAAAUCUGUUAUUUCUGUAUCAAUUAAAGCUAGCUCUGCAAGAGGUGUAUUCUUUAAGACGAUAAAGCUGUGUUUUUCUCUUUUUUAAUCUAGACUUUGGUGGAGCAGAGUUUAGAAUUGUCCAACUCAACCCAAUUAAACAAAUUUUGAGAUUUUUGCCAUUAAGUGCUCAAUAGAAACACCAUUGAUAAAAUGUGACACUUAGUGUGAAUAGGAAGUUUACUUUCUAAAGUUCAGCAGCUUUGACUGAAUAGCUCACUUUUUUGUUCAUUAGGACUUUUGUACAAAUAUAACUCACUUUCAUAUCUCUGGGGAAGUCAUUUGAGAUGUUUCAUGGAUAGACAGCUCAUUCUCAUCAUUCUACUUGUCACUGAUUUAAUCUAGGUCAAAACCUUUGUUUUUCUCCUGUCAUAGGCAGCAGAUUUACUUUGUUCUUUCACAUCAGGAGAAAUUUCCAUCAGUUUCUGAGUUUUUUUCGUGUUUAUCAGUUAGCAUUUAACUUUUUAAAUUCUCCAAAGCAUGGACAAUUUUAUCCAGUUUAGCAGGCUUUUAAAUUUAGGCUGAUAGGUUGAUAAAUUGGUCAGUCUUUCGUAUUUGCUACUCGCCUGCCAUCAGUGGACAUCAGGACUAAAUGAGUGCAUUGCUUUCACCAACCCAGCCUUCAAGGAGCAGCAUCCAUUCCUGAAAUUAGCUAUCUACAUAAGUUUUGGUGGGGAGCCGCAACAAAAGAAGCUAUAAAACCUCCAUACCAGCUGACAUCAGCACUUACCCAAACAUAACAAAAGUAAGGAUUUGUUUCAAUAUGUUAAUUUAAGGCGAAUUAGGUUCACCUCAGAUCAUUGUUCCUCUUUAUACAAUGGUGAAAGACAUAGUUUACUGCACAUGUUCAUUUCCCACAGCUACUUACAGAAGCAGGUUUUGGUAAUGAGCUUCUGGGAUUGUGGUGGGGAGAGAAGGCAUUCAGAACAAUUGGUCUUUUUAUAGAAUAAUGAUUUAGUACUGAAGCAGUGUUAUGGUUCCACAAAACAUGGUUAUUGUGGUAAGAGGCCAUGUACUGUAGAACGGAAAAGAUUUUGUACACAAGAAAGCCUUUCGUAAACAAAUUGUUUAUUAAUUCAGGUAAUCUAGAGAGUGUAACCUUUCUAUAUGUGUAUCUGUUUUAAUUGAACAUGCACAAUAAUAGAACAAUCAGACAUAUUUGCUAUUAACUUGUUCACAUGAUAGCUGAAUGCACAAGCAACACAUGAGACCACCCUUGGCCUACUACAUGCUUCCACCAAGUUGAGGUUUUGUCAGCUCAGGACAGUUACCUGAGUGCUCCUAUGCUUCAGAGCUGAAGAUAAAAAUCCUCUGAACUCACACCACCUUUUCUUGUACUGUCUUCACAUGUGGAGGUUGAACGAAUGAAGAUAAAUAGUAGAUAGCUUACUGUGUAGUCUUCCUUUUUCUUUAAACAUUCACACUCCACUUAUAAAAGUCCUGCAUUGUUUUCUUCUGAAGAAUGGCUUGAAUCUCCGUUUUGGAUUUUGAGUAGCUUUUCUUUUCGGUACCUAUUAAACUGGAUACUUUUGUUAGGUCUCGCAUUUGCUGCUUCUAGGGAAUCAAAUUUUGCUUCUGAUUGAGACUGAUAUAGCAGAGGAUCAGCCUGUGAAGUAAAGCACUCUUAAAGGAAUAGUGUCCCAGGUCCAGAUUUUCCCCACAGGUUGAUCGAAUCGUUAUAGUAUGCUGAUCUUGAAUGUGAACAUUCUACCUACUGUACAUAAUUACACUUUUGCAGAAUCAUUAUACAAGCAUAUACAGUAUUUUCGACAGAAAACUAUAUAAAACUUAAUUUUUAUUCUGUUUGAAAAAGACCAGCCAUUCAUUUUAGUAUGAACUUGGCAACCGAAUGAGCAUGUCUCUUCAAAAUACAUAUUUUAUCCAAGACUAACAAUUUCACUAUAAUUGUAUAUCUUUUGUAUUAGUUCACCAAUGGUGUGCCAGGUAGACAAAAGUCUUUCAAUAAAUCCUUGCGAAAUGUGCUUGCACAGAUAGUACUUCUGACAGACUUAAAAGAACUUAAGAAACAUUUUGACUCCCCAUGUGAGAUUAAUAAAAACAAGAGGUGGCAGAAACAGUUAUUUUAAGUCUUAACAUUUAGUAGAUAAUGUAACUGGAGUUUUUAUAAUGUGAGAGAUGGUAGCAGAAAGUAAAAGCACAAGAAUUUUUGUGUUAAAAUGAAUUGCUGUCUGAAUGAGGAACAUCUCCAUACCAGUAUGUUGAAAAAUAACAUUUCAUAUAACCAUUAGCAAUGCAGCAAUUACCAGUGUUUUUUGCUAUAAUAGUGUUAAGACUCAAAUUGCAACCAUUGACAUUUUCGUCUCCAGUUCUCAAUUUAUAUAAAAAUGAUUUCUAAUUUCAAGUUUGCCUCAGAGAACCCCUUGGUAAACUUGACCGUAAAAAUAUUCUUUCAUGUCUCCUAACAGCAAAUAACCUUUAUUAGAAUUAAAAAUGUUUCUUGUUUAUUUUUUAAGAAUCAGUAUUGUUAUUUACAGUAUUUAGAUAUACUGAAGCGCUUUGGGACGUUCUCCCGACGUGAAAAGCGCUAUAUCAAAUGCAAGGAUUAUUAUUAUUAUAUACUGAAUCAUUGCCAAUUUAGAACUGUGAUAUCGCUUGUUUAAAUCUGUGGUCAGUAAUACAGAAGGUGUUUUGUAUUCAAAUCGUUUCAGCACAUCUCCUUUAUUUUGAUCUGAAAUCAACCAAAAGCUGUACAAAGAAGCCUUCAUAGACUACUUGCCUCCUAAAAAGAAGAUUCUAGUUUGAUUUGGCAGGUUACCCAUCUCCCAACUCGGCCUCCAGUUUUUGGUCAGUUGACAGAUCUUGGGGUGGAGUAUAGACAGAGAAGUGUUUAGAAGUGACACUUUCAAAGGUGGUGUGUACCUUGUUUUGUCCUUUUUCAAUGUUGCUUUUAAUUUUACAUUGCCAUUGGAAGAAAUGUUUUUUUUUAAAGUAGGAUGGUCAAUGAAGUAGAUUGGCUUCCUUAUUUUAUUUAGAUUUGUGUUUGAUUGUAGAAUUGUUUAAAAUAGUUUGAUUUUUAAACUGUUUCCUCGAAUUUAACAUCCAAGACUAUUUAGAAAUAAUUAAAGCAUAAAGUUGUUAGUUUGUUUUGUUUGUUUAAAAAUUGUGCUGUUGAGAAGGUUUGGCUGGAAUGGCCAAUCUGUUUUGCCUGAACACUACCCAAUAAAAACUUUUGCAUUGUU